AUGCUCUCUUGCCUUGCUCUCCUCGCUCUGGCCUGUACGCCCGCCCUCGCCAUCAGCCUGGGAUUGAUUCUUCCCGACGGCAAUGUCUGGACCUCACUGACCUACACUAUCACCGUUCCUCCUGGCCCAAGCUCGGCCGUGACCACUGGGCCUUGGUUCCUCUGGGCAGGGCUUCAACCGGAGGGUGGAGGAGUUGUCCAGCCAGUAUUGCAGUGGGGCCAAAGUCCUUCCAACGGCGAGAUGGUACUUUGGACUGUCCCCGCUGACGGUCUCAACGAUGAUCAGUCCGCCAUCAGCCAGGGAAUUUGGGCGGACGAGGGAGCACGGAUAACCAGUACGGUCAACUUUUCUUGCGGACAAUGGACCCAGACCGCGUAUGUUGUCAGUGGUGGUGGAUCUGGCAAUUUUGUCACCCAAACCAUCACGGCUUCCGAGUACUUCAAUGUUCCAGGCUGUGCAUGCGACUCGCGUGCAAACUUCUUCGUCAUCGAGUCCGAGCUAUACGGCCAGCAGACCGGUGACUGGAACUUCGACGUUACCUUCACCGAUAUCUCGAUCACGGCGGCGACUACUGAUGGCGUUAGCGCCCUUUGCUCCGGUGCGACUUCUCACUCAGACGGAAACGGGUACGUCACCAUUUCCGGGUAUUCACUUUCCUCCGACGGGAAGACCUGCAACUGGAGCACCAUGAUCCUCUCGCCUCCUUAG
This is a messenger RNA of Dacryopinax primogenitus, 708 nucleotides long. RefSeq lists its product as uncharacterized. NCBI's taxonomy places the organism in Eukaryota, Fungi, Basidiomycota, Dacrymycetes, Dacrymycetales, Dacrymycetaceae. The transcript has 5 exons. The record is from RefSeq and is a predicted model, not a curated record. Bases 1 to 708 code for a protein of 235 amino acids.